AUGAGCGACCUGCACGUAUCACGUCACAGCCCGCUGGACGUCCAGCGGGAGCAGACCAACCGGCUGCACGACCAAGAUGUCACCCACAUCAUCGCCGCCGAGGCCGAGUUUGCCAAUGUAUUCCCCGAAGCCCAGAUCGACACCCUCGUCUGGCUCCAGAUCCCGCCCUCUUCGGCCGCUGCCAUCAAGAUGACCUGCAUGGGCACAGCCUACCCCACCAGCUGGCUGCUCUGCUACAACUCGGCCGUUCUCCGUGACAGUGGCUUCGCCAAAUUCGCCCAGCUGCUCGACGACGAGCGCUACCAAAAACGACAAGCGAGCAAGCUGCUGCUCAGCGGCUUACUCGGGGACAAUGCAGCCACAGUCAUGCAGAAGAUCCGCUACGUGCUCGACCUGGGACCGUCGAUCGACUUUGACCUGCGGUCAGAGCACCUCGAGGCCCUGACCUUGCCCAAAGGCAUUGUGCAGUACAGCAUGAUGACCCGCCUCGAUCCAGCCCGACGUGUGCCCAUCUCCGCCGCCGGCGGCCACGACGAUGCCUGCCACUGUUUCGACAUGAAAAUCCGGGGUGCCAAGAUCGACGAGCCGGGCUACUGGAUCAAUGGCCAGCACAAACCACUGACCGUCCAAGGCGAUGCUGUCCCGGAGCCAGCGACUUCGCCGUCCGACGGAGUCGCACAAACAUCCGUCGAGUCCACUUCGGACACCGGAGCCACAGAGAGAGAGGCCACCGAUCUUGAAGACGUUGGUUCGGACGAGUCCCCUGUGCCACCACCCUCGUCACCACAAAGGCCGGAGAUCACACACGCACCCGCCGAUCCCGCCAUCCUGCAGGACGGCUCGCUGACUGGCUCCAUCUGGGACCUCCCGCUGGCACCCGAGUUCCGCAUCGACGACUACUGUGAGGUCCGUCACAUUGCCAACGUCAUCCGGCUGUUGCUGGCCAUGGCCGGCAAGCCGCUCCACCUCAACUCCGCCGCCCGUGUGUUCACCAUUGCCGGCCUCGCGAAGCUUUUCCACCUCAAGAGCAGCGAUGUCUACCACAUCAACGCUACCUCGGUGGCGGGAAGCCAGAACCAGUCCGGGCCGCUUACCGGUUUCGCCUUUGCAAACCGCCUUCGCUCAAUCGUUUCAGACUGGUUCUUCAGGUUGAACAACGUCAACAUCGUCGACAUCUUACCGGAGGAGUGCUUUAUUAUUGCAUGGAACAUCAAACUGCCUGUCGUUGCCCGUGUUGCGUAUCGCAUCCUUGUCGCUGAGCGCGCCCUGCAAGAGGCCGGCACCACCGACGCCCAGCCGCGCAAGUACCAGAGCCGUCAAAAGUCUGUGUUUGGCCGCGAGCUGUCGGGCCUGCUCGACGAGGACAUGGAGACCAUGAUCGACCACUCCAGCGAGGCCUUUGUCCAGCGCAUCAUGCAAAACCGGGACACAGAGGUUGCCGAGACCAAGUCUCGCAUCCAAGAGUUUUCCGCCUCAGAGGACCUGACAGCGACGGGGGCCUCCAUCGUGAUCCCUGAUGUUGUGCACAAGUACGAGUACGAAUCGCUGACGACCAUGUUCCAGACAUACAAUGGACCCAUUCUCAAGCUGCAACAGAUCGCCGACGUUCUCACCAAGUUUGUCAAGAUCGAGGAAACCAUUGCCCAGGUCGACACGCGUCAUCUCCUAGGGCCCCAUGACUAUCCCGUCGCGAAUGCGCUGGCCGCCGUUCGCCGGCUCCUGGACCACCUUACCCACAUUGUCCGCGUCUGCUUCCCCCGCAGCCUGGCCGACUCCGACUUGUUGAACAAUACGUAUACCGAGGACGUCCAAAAGAGCCUCAGCUUCUACGUGCGCCAGAAUGUGCUGCACAAGAACUGGUUUGUCCACAUCUACAACGACCUGCCCGACGACAAGAAAGCCAUGACGGCCGUGUACUGGCGCCUGCUCGGCCGGUCUGUGGAGGAUAAGCUGUCGAAGCAGUUUGAUCGCACCCACUUUAUGGAUCUCGUCGCCUCCGCCAACGCCGCCCUCUUCAAGUCCCUGAUCUAUGGCGUUCCCAUCGGCACCGGGGACAUACGUGACAAGCUGCGCUUAGACCUGCUGGAUCAUCUGAAGCCCAUGAUCGGACAAGAUGUGACCCUGUACUCCCUCCAGUCCAUGGGCGAGCUGGAAGCAUUUACGGCUGUCGACUUUCGCUAUGCCCUCUACUACCACGCCUCCCGCCUGUACAAGAGGAUUUACGACCGCGAUUGUUUUUUCCCCGAGUUUGAGCUGGAGGUGGUUCGCGCCUCGCCGCAUCUGUUGCUGGGCCUGUCCAAUGAGGAGUUCCGGUUUCUUCCCUUGUGGGCAGGCGGCGACAACGACGGUACAGGCGCCGUCUUUGAGCCAGCGCUCCCCACGGCUCAUCUCGGACCCAUCUCGCCCGGACCAGAGUACCACACCGGCACGACCGAAACGAGCAUGAGCACGCCGAGCAUCGACGACACGCUGAGCAUGGCCGGCCCACCUUCCAUCAGCGACGCCGGAAACACGGAGCGGUAUGGAGACGCGGCGAUGAGCGACGCAGGUACGGCGCGUGGAGCUGGUGACGGUGGCAACCACGAGGACGACGAUGCCCAGAGCGUGUCCAGCAGCUUCAUCAUGGUCCGCAACUUUGACGGACUCAACUUGACGCCCGCCCAAGCUGCCGCCGCCGCCGCCACUGCCACUGCCUCAGCCACCUCUGCCACGUACUCCCUACCGAGCACGGCAUCGGUGAACAGCUCCUCGCUGCCCAGCGACGUCAGCCGCGCCGUCCAGGACGGCUACUCGACCCUGCCCGGCACGAGCGCCUCCGCCAGUCUGGCGACGCCGAGCAGCUCGUCGGUGGCGUCUUUGUCGUCGUCGCCGUCGGUGGCGCUGACGACGAGCUCGUUUGACGAUGUGGUCGUCGUACGGCCGGCGGUGACAGCGGCCAACGCGCCCAUGGCCACGGCCACGGCCAGCACGUCCACGGACGUCGAUUUUGGCUUUGAGUACGACGAAAACGAGGACGGCAUCUACAAUUACGAGGACGACGACGACGUCGAGGACCAGGAGUAUUACGACGAUGACGACGACGCAAAGUCAGAUGACACCGUGAUGCCCGACCGAGACGACGUUGAGCAGGCCAUGCGGCAGGACGUGCAGCUGCAGCAGGCCGCGUCCAACUAG
Molecule: messenger RNA, 3174 nt
Organism: Sporothrix brasiliensis 5110
Lineage: Eukaryota; Fungi; Ascomycota; Sordariomycetes; Ophiostomatales; Ophiostomataceae
Exons: 2
Coding region: 1-3174 (1057 amino acids)
Source: RefSeq, a predicted model, not a curated record